GCUAUCAUCAACAAAUCUAGGUAGGUUUUCUCAGUUUAAUUUUUGAAAAAAAGAUCCAAGAUGUCGCAGCCGCAAUUCGGGAAAUUAAUGCCCAAUCUGGACCAACAAAGCACGAAACUCCUCAAUUUAACGGUCCUCCGUCGCAUCGAUCCUUUCGUCGAGGAAAUUCUCAUCACCGCCGCUCAUGUUGCCUUCUAUGAGUUCAACAUCGACCUUAGCCAAUGGAGCCGAAAAGACGUUGAAGGAUCUCUCUUUGUCGUGAAGAGGAAUACGCAACCUAGGUUUCAGUUUAUUGUGAUGAAUAGACGCAAUACUGAUAAUUUGGUGGAAAAUCUCUUGGGAGAUUUUGAGUAUGAAGUUCAGGAUAAAUAUCUGCUAUACCGCAAUGCUUCUCAGGAAAUAAAUGGUAUCUGGUUUUAUGAUGCUGGUGAACUGGAGGAAGUUGCAAAUCUUUUCAGCAGGAUCCUUACUGCAUACUCAAAGGUGCCCCAGAAGGCAAAGGUAACAUCAGCAAAAGGUGAGUUUGAAGAACUGGAGGCUGUCACAACAAUGGCCAUCAUGGAUGGUCCCUUGGAGCCAUCAUCAUCAACUGCAUCCAAUGCUGCAGAGGUCCCUGAUGAUCCUGCCUUUGUGAAUUUCUUCAGUACAGCUAUGACCAUUGGAAGUGCUUCAAAUAGAGCAAAUUAUGGACAACCUUACCAAUGUUCUGCUGCAAUGCCUGCUACUUCUAACCCAGCGAUUGUCGCUUCCCCUACAGUGCCAGUACUACCAUAUCCUCUAUCAUCUUCUAGUCCGUCGAUGCCACUACAUGAUACACCUGAAUUGGGAAGCAAUCAUACUAAUCUUGUAAAGCCCUCAACAUUCUUUUUGCAUCCUUCCUCUUCUCCACAGAUAGUGCAAUCCGUCUCUACAUUUUCACCAACUGCUCCUCUACUUAACCCUCCUCUGAGUCUGCCACGCCUGCACGGUGCACCGUUGCUUCAACCUUUUCCACCACCCACUCCUUCACCAUCACUCACUCCUGCACCUGUCCCCACUCAAAACUAUGGGUUAUCUAUCAGCAGAGAAAAAGUCCGGGAGGCUCUUUUGGCUCUCAUUCAGGACAACCAAUUCAUCGACAUGGUCCACCGAGCACUGCUAAAUGCAUAUAAUUCCUGACCACCAAAUCGAGAAUACGGGUACUAUGAUUUUUGGCUCAAUAGUUUUGUUUUUCGGGCUAUUGUUUAGGAGGUUUUGGGUUUCAUCUCAUUUAGUUGCCAUUUACUAGAAGCUGAAAACACAAACUCUGGCAAUUUGUCUUCCUCGAUGGAUUUGGUUGGUGGAGUUUAUAUGAUUCUGAUUCUUUAUCUGGUUAGUGUAAACCGACUGCAUUUAUAUACUUGUGCGACCAGAUCUUUGAUUGGUGAUCAUUAUUUAUAUG
Hibiscus syriacus is the source of this 1420-nucleotide messenger RNA. RefSeq names its product mRNA-decapping enzyme-like protein. Gene Ontology annotation, molecular function: mRNA binding; enzyme activator activity. The coding region runs from base 61 to 1158 and encodes 365 amino acids. The record is from RefSeq and is a predicted model, not a curated record. Lineage: Eukaryota; Viridiplantae; Streptophyta; Magnoliopsida; Malvales; Malvaceae. Gene Ontology annotation, cellular component: P-body. Gene Ontology annotation, biological process: deadenylation-independent decapping of nuclear-transcribed mRNA; positive regulation of catalytic activity; deadenylation-dependent decapping of nuclear-transcribed mRNA. The transcript has 8 exons.